Messenger RNA from Penaeus monodon (black tiger shrimp), 1146 nucleotides. Its product is annotated as protein-lysine N-methyltransferase EEF2KMT-like. Lineage: Eukaryota; Metazoa; Arthropoda; Malacostraca; Decapoda; Penaeidae. The record is from RefSeq and is a predicted model, not a curated record.
GUCAAGCGGCGGCGUCAGGUCCGCGGCGGUGCCAGUGCCAAGCCAGCCGGAGAGGGAAGGAGUCGGCGCCUGCCAGUUGGACCCGAGGACCCGAGACUGCCACACCUCCUGCCGCUCUCCCGCACUAAAAGGCCAAGCGAGAGGCGACCCCGAGAUGACUGACAUCGACUUCUUCAGGAAGGUGUCGCAGGCGUACCUGGCGGGCAUGGGUACGUCCUCCCUCCUGUGGCAGUACGUCAAGCACGGCCUGGACGACGUCGAGCUCCCGCCCUCGGACAUCGCCGCCCGCAUGGCCCAGGCGCUCCAGCACCAUCCGUGCUCUGCCGUUGCGCCCAGGGAGGCCGCCCUCGGCAGGAAAGUCCUGCAGUGGAUGAAGGAGGAGUGGGCGGAGCGUGGGUGGACGCUCCCGCCCACGCCUUUGGACGACCUGCCGCCCACGGAGCCCCUGGCCGUGAGCUACAAGACCUACCUGGGCUGGGGGCGGGGCCGCAGCCUGGACGACGGCGUGACCCUGCUGGAGAGCAGCGGCGGCAUCACGCACAACACGACGGGCAUGAUGACCUGGAGCGGCGCCGCCGUCCUGGCGGAGUGGACCACGGAGAACCCCGAGCUGCUGGCGGGGCGGCGGGUCCUGGAGCUGGGGGCGGGCGCAGGAUUCACAGCGGCCGUCCUGCUGUCCACGCCCCACGAGCGGUUCGCCCCGCCCAGGGCCUACACCGCCACGGACUGCAACCACCACGUGCUCGCUCUCCUCCACCACAACCUGCGCAUCAACGUGGCAGCCGAACAGCCCGCGCGCGAAGAGCUAGCGGCCUUCCAGCAGGAGAUGGAUCGCGUCCUGGCGGCCGAGGACGACGCCGACCCCGAGGAGGUGAAGCCGUGGACGCCGCCCCUCCAGGAGUGCCACCCGGGGGGCGCCACGGUGGUCCCGGGGUGCGCCCUGGGCGGUGGCGGCUGGAGGACGGAAGUGGGCGUGAUGCAGCUGGACUGGUGCCGCCCGUGCCCCCUGCCGCCCGUGGACGUCGUGGUGGCCGCCGACGUCGUCUACGCCCACUCGCUCAUCCCGCCCCUCCUGGCGCUGAUCAGAUCCAUCCUGCAGAGUCCUGCCUGCGACCUGCCCCCUGGAGCGCCCCCUGGAGCGCCCCC